This is a messenger RNA of Megalopta genalis, 1714 nucleotides long. It is a transcript of the gene drn, whose product is annotated as zinc finger AN1-type doctor no. The record is from RefSeq and is a predicted model, not a curated record. Gene Ontology annotation, molecular function: zinc ion binding; DNA binding. Lineage: Eukaryota; Metazoa; Arthropoda; Insecta; Hymenoptera; Halictidae.
AGUCAUCGGCAGUAUUUGUUCCUGUGCCCGCAGCUUUAGUCGUCUGUCUCGUAAUCGAAAGUUUUCGUGCGAGGACUUAGUUUACGAGAUAACCGAUAUCUGUGUUUUGUGAGAGUGCGGGUAGCGUUAACAGCAACUGGAAUCGACUGGAUUUACGACCGAGAGGCUCCAUGCUUCGCUGAGAAUUAUGUCGGAUACUGGCGCAGGAUUACGAUCGGUCACACGUCAAGUCAGCUGACAUAUUGCGCCCUGCUACACCGCAACAGCUCUUGAUUUGUUAACGAGCUGUUCACGAAAAACAAUCAUAGGAACAAGUAGAGCUGGCCGCGACGACAAUAAAAGGACUACGAAACCGCGCUCGAAACUUGUACAAGUCAUCAUACAUGAAAUUCUCCCCAUUUUUUUUCACGUCUUGCUGCGAAGAGCAUCGGGAGACAAAGCGAACGCGCGCAUUUAGUGGCCAGGCGAUUUGCGCCGAGAUUCACGAACCAGGGCUUGAAGGAGAGACUCUCCCGAGCGACGGCUCUUCGCUAUCGAUGGCACGUCGUCUAACAUCGCGAUAAGGAUACACGGGGAACCCACUUAAAUGCCUCGAACCAAUUCUUACUCCAUGUUGUGCAUUGGUUGCGACACGACUGCGUGUUGGAAAGUGAAUAUAUGGUGACACGCGGUCGUGAAGGAGCAACCAGAGAGCGAGCUGUGGCAAGAGACACUUACUUAUCCCUUAUUUAGCUGAUUGCAACUACUCGCUAUUCGUCGAGUGAUUGCAAAUAAUAAAGAAACAAGGACUUGUUUGAUUGCAAAAGUUCUAUUGGGAUAAACAGGAGAAAUGGAACGAGAGUCUAAUCCAAUGCAAGCUCUGUGCCGUAGUGGCUGUGGAUUUUAUGGCUCACCAGCCACAGAUGGCCUUUGUUCUCUUUGUUAUAAAGAAAACCUAAAAAAGAAGCAGCAACCUCCUGUGUCAGCUGCCACUGUACAGACAUCACAGACCGUAUCUGGUAACGCUGGCACGUUGCAAGGCGGUUUUGGUAGCCCUGCAGCUACAGGAACAACAGCCCAACCUACCAUUCCUACUAUACCUCAACCAACGACAGAUCUACCCAAUCCCAAAGAAAUAAACAGGGAAGAUCAAGAAAGUGAAGUAGGCAUAAGCAGUGGAGCAGUAGCAGAAGGUUCAGUGAGUAGCGGGGACGCAGACGACUGCUUUGACGGCAAAGAGACUGACAAAGAAUCUAAGAAGAAGAAAAAUCGUUGCGCAGUGUGUCGCAAAAAAGUUGGUUUGACCGGAUUUGAGUGUCGUUGUGGAGGACUGUUCUGCUCUGUGCAUCGAUACAGUGACAAGCACGACUGCAAGUUUGAUUACAGAGAAAUGGGCGCUCAAGAAAUUCGGCGCAACAAUCCAGUUGUUGUUGGUGAAAAAGUGCAAAAAAUUUGAACUAUUUAGUGCGUAGUCGUUGGGAAAAUGGUUAUAUAACUAUAUAAACAAACAGAAUAUAAAACGGAGAAAACGAGAUAAAUUAUCUGGCAGCUGAUUGCACGUCGAGGGGCGAAACGGGUGAAUGCGAGUUCAUGAACGAAAGAGAACGACGCGGAAAUACGUGUACGUGCUUGCGUGAGUGAGACGAAGAGAGAAAGCUGAUUUAGUGAGAAUGUAAAAAGACGAGCGAGAUAGCUAAAUACACAUAUGAGCAAGAGAGAGAAAGAAAGAGAGAGA